This is a messenger RNA of Poecilia latipinna (sailfin molly), 4742 nucleotides long. It is a transcript of the gene slc5a11, whose product is annotated as solute carrier family 5 member 11. Gene Ontology annotation, molecular function: D-glucose:sodium symporter activity. Gene Ontology annotation, cellular component: plasma membrane. The record is from RefSeq and is a predicted model, not a curated record. The coding region runs from base 856 to 2871 and encodes 671 amino acids. The transcript is spliced from 16 exons. Gene Ontology annotation, biological process: transmembrane transport. Lineage: Eukaryota; Metazoa; Chordata; Actinopteri; Cyprinodontiformes; Poeciliidae.
AUUUCCUCCGACCUUUUUAUUGUAUGAAUAUUUUUCUUUACGACUCCUUUAUGACCAUAUUAAGCUCCUGCUAUCGCUGCAAGCAGUUGGUCUGCAGAAGCGGGCAUAAGUAGUAUUUUUUGUGCCUGUAAGUGUUUACAGACACAUGAACUCAAAUAGGUUGCUCCACUUGUUCUGCCCUUAUUUCGUCUCGUGAGUAAUUUGGAUGAAUUUAGACCCCUUUCAGCAAUCAUUCGGCUAUUUACAGACACGAGGAAACUCUCUUUCACACACCUGCCUGUGAGAGGUGUAAUAAAUCCCUUACAUUUUAACUAAACCUUGUUGUGCAUGUUGGGAAAGUGGAGUUUGAACCUUAUGAUGUGUAGAAGACGAUUCAAGACAAAGGCCAGAAUACAAGGACUGUCUGUGGGCUACUGUUGACAUGCUGUGUUGUUUGGAUGCAAGGCAGACCCAUGGUAUGAGACUCAAGAGGACAAAUUACUGAAAGGUGAGUUUAUCAAACAUUGCAAACUGUGACACGCUGUAGUUUAAAGAUCUUUUUGUACCUUUUACUGCAGUAACUAAUAACAUACUUACAUCAAAGGUUAAAGCUGACUCUUCAUUUGAUGGUACAAAUCUGCAAGAAGUGUCAAGAAAUGAGAAGGCUGAGAUGACUGCCUUUACCCGUGGAAGGGUUAUAAAUAUAAAAUGUCAGAUCAUGCUGGCAGGGAGUAAAAAAGAAACAAACAAAGCAAGCGCCUCCAUACAAAAGACUGCAGAAUACUGUAAUACUAAUGAAAAGCCCCUUUUCUGCUUCAGAUGAGUAAACGUUCUUCUCUGUUCUUAGCAUGAAACAAACUUUGUUGCAUUUUCCAGAUGACCUUCAAACAAGCAACUGGUGGAAGAGCACUGACGACCACCAUGGCCCCAACCCAGAAGCCCUCCUUUGGGAGCAGCACCCUGGUCACUGUGGAUAUUGUGGUCCUUGUUGUCUACUUCCUGCUGAUUCUGGCUGUGGGUUUCUGGUCCAUGUGGAGAACGAAGCGCAGCACAGUGGAUGGAUACUUCUUAGCUGGCAAGAGUAUGACAUGGUGGCCAGUUGGGGCCUCACUGUUUGCCAGUAACAUUGGCAGUGGACAUUUCAUCGGUCUGGCCGGGUCAGGAGCUGCAGCAGGAAUUGGGGCGAUAGCUUACGAAUGGAAUGGAAUGUUUAUGGUGUUGAUGCUCGGAUGGCUCUUCCUGCCCAUUUACAUUUCCUCCGGGGUAACAACCAUGCCAGAAUAUUUGCAGAAGCGCUUCGGUGGAAGAAGAACGCAGUUAUUUAUCGCCGUCCUGUCCCUGUUUAUUUACAUCUUUACAAAAAUAUCGGUGGAUAUGUAUGCAGGUGCUGUGUUCAUCCAGCUUGCUUUGAAAUGGAACAUCUACCUGGCCGUGGUGCUGCUGCUCGCGGUGACUGCCCUCUACACCGUAGCAGGCGGCCUCGCUGCAGUGAUCUACACUGACGCAGCUCAAACUGCAAUCAUGCUGGCCGGAGCUCUCACCCUCAUGGGUUUUAGUUUUGUUGAGGUCGGAGGUUGGAAUGCGCUGAUGGAGGGAUAUUUCGCCGCCAUUCCCUCGGUCCGUGUCCCCAACUCGACCUGUGGCGUCCCUCGAGAUGACGCUUUUCAUGUAUUCAGAGACCCGGUGCUCUCUGACCUGCCCUGGCCUGGCGUCAUCAUCGGCAUGUCCGUCCCCUCCAUGUGGUAUUGGUGUUCUGAUCAGGUGAUUGUGCAGCGCUCUCUGGCUGCAAAGACUUUGACCCACGCUAAGGGGGGGUCUCUCCUGGCUGCAUACCUGAAAGUUCUGCCUUUCUUUGCCAUCAUGCUCCCCGGGAUGAUCAGCAGGAUCCUCUACCCAGAUGAAGUGGCGUGUGCAGACCCUGACCUGUGCAAGGAGAUUUGUGGGAACUCAGUGGGCUGUUCGGACAUUGCAUAUGCCAAACUGGUUAUGGAGCUUCUCCCUGCAGGACUGCGAGGGCUCAUGAUGGCGGUGAUGAUUGCUGCUCUCAUGUCGUCUCUGACCUCCAUCUUCAACAGCUCCAGCACCAUUUUCACCAUGGAUUUAUGGAAGAGCUUCAGAUCUCGUGCUUCUGAAUGGGAGCUCAUGAUUGUGGGGAGGGUGUUUGUGCUCGUCCUGGUGGCGGUGUCAGUGCUCUGGAUCCCCGUCGUCCAGGCCAGUCAGGGUGGCCAACUCUUCAUCUACAUCCAGUCCAUCAGCACCUACCUGCAGCCCCCUGUAAGCAUCAUCUUCCUCAUGGGCUGCUUCUGGAAGAGGACUAAUGAGCAAGGUGCCUUCUGGGGUCUCGCGAUUGGCCUCACGGUGGGCUGCAUACGCAUGUUGUUGGACUUCGUCUACCCUGCGCCGCUGUGCUUUGAAGAGGACGACAGACCCGGCGUGCUGAAAUACGUCCAUUACCUCUACUUCUCCAUGCUGCUGUCCUUCAUCACCCUGGCUGUGGUGGUUGUAGUCAGCCUGGCUACCGAGGAGCCCAGUCCAGAACAGAUAAGUCGUCUCACUUGGUUCACAAGGUUUGAUCCAGUGAAGACAAAAGAGCAAGAGAUCCCAGAGGAACGCAGACGUACAGAAAGCAGAAAUGGACAAGCCGUCGAUCAAAGGAGAGACUCGGCUUCGUCUGUGUCCAGUCCUCCCAGUCAGUCCAGGUUCAUGUCUGCCAUCUACUGGUUGUGUGGGAUGGAAAGACGAAGUGAGGCGGACAGCGACUCCGUGGCCCCGCCUGCGCCUGAGCAGAUCAUCUGCACUCUGGAUGAAAAGCCAAGUCUACGGCACCUCGUCAACGCCAACCUCAUCAUUUGCCUCUCGGUAACGGUCUUCAUCAUCAGCUACUGGGCUUGAGGGGGAAGAACUCCAAACUGUACGAAAGUAAUUCCUAUCCCCUCGGACUGUUUCACGACGCAACCACAAACUUCAAUGUGUUUUAUUGGAUCCUUAUAGACAAAUAUGAAUGAAAAUACUCUCCAGCACGGCCUGCAUUUCUAUUCAGCUCCUUCCCUGACUCUGACACCCCUAAAAUUGCCUCUAGAAAUUAGCCAAUUAGUAAACAGACUGGUAUGUGAUUUAAUCUCGGUAUUAAUCUAUUAUAUGGCACAACCAACACCCUCUAGCUCCAUGGGCAUACACAGCAGUGGCAACAUAAUACUGUGGGAAUCCUUUUUUUUCUCUCCAGCAAUGAAAGAUGAGCUUUGGAAAUACAGUUGGAGAAAAUCUUUGCGAUAUUUUAUGUAAUAUGAAAAUAUCAGUCUCUAGUUGUGAUUGAUAGUUUACUCAUCAUUUUCUUCCUACUUCAUAAUCAUUUUAAUUUGUGCUGGUCAAUGGUAAAUAAACUUAAUCUAUAAAGCCCUGUUUGCAUUCAAACACAGAUAUUCACAAACGGGUAAGUGGCUCAGCACACAAUCUGGGGUUAAAUGACAGAGGAGAAAACUGGAAUCAAACCCACAACUUUAAGCCUGAAACACACCUACUUUAUCCAUUUAGCCGCAGUCGCUCAUAAAAUACAUUGAACCAUUUGGUCACGUGGCUGUGAAAAUGUCUGAGGUGGUACAAAUGCUGCAAAUAUAAAAUAUGUACAUAUUAUGUUAAACUGGAGUUAGCCGAAAUUAACCAGAAUAGUGAUAUUUUGUCCUUUAAAAUACUGUUUCUAUAUAUUAUUUGCAAAGUGAAUUAUAUUCAAAGUAAAGCCUGAAGAACAAUCUCAUGAGUUCACAUUCAGCGUUGUUUUUUUUAUGUGUCUUACUGGGUAAAUAUCUGUACUUGCAACCUAUUUUCUAAAGAUUUGAAUAAAACUAAUUAUGUAGAACUAUGAUGCAUUGUGUGCCAAAGAGUAAAAAAGACCACAAAGUCGUAGUGAAUUGCUUUCAAAGAAAAAAUAAAAUAAAAUAAAGAUUUUUAAUGUUUUUUCUGUAUUUGGUCGAAGCUUUGAUUUUGGAGUAGGAGUGAUUACAAAAAGAAGAUUGUCCCUUUUAACAAUAAAAGCAAAUCUUGACUCAUCAAAUAGGACUUUUCCCAUUUCAAAAUCAGCUUAGUGGACGUCAAAAAGGAAUCCUGAUUAAAAAUGUGACAAUCAAACCUCACCCUGUUGUCGUCUUCAAGACGUCUCUGUAAAACCACCUGAAAAUGCAGCAACGAGCUCUGAACAGGCCAUUAGCGGAAGACGACUGCAUCUCUUAUUGCACCCUUCCCAAUGUAUUUGGUCAUCGCAACUCUUAAUCUGUGCUAAACAACUCACAAUCAUCUUUGGCCUGUUAGCUUUCUUAAUACCGCCCUGCAGACUGUGAACAUUUCAUUUCUGUCGGAUGAAACAGCCAAAUUUGGAGGAUGAAAAUUCUGUUUAGCUUCACGAUAAAUAACAGUUUGAAUUCAAAUGUCAGAGGUUAAAAUCUCAAAACAAAAGCUAAAACUGCACUCAGAUGCUCGUCUCCAUAAGGAUUCUUAAGCUUUGACACUUUGGCAUAAAAACAAAGAGAGGUACAAAAAGGUGAAACUUCUCCAGCAUUCUUCCCCCUUCCCUCCCCCCCCCCCUCAGUUAAGCUGCUGUAUAACUCGGGUCCUUUAAGCUUUGGCUCUGCAAUUCAAUUUUUAGACACCUAGCAGAGCGUGCAUCGAUAAGAGUUCAAUGUUGGAAGCGAUGGCUGCACAUGGGUUUUGUGGUGUAAGCCACCACCUUACAACGAGGCUUCUGGUUUGACUCAGUGGAGCAGACAAAGUAU